CGAAACCAUACAGAGUCCACUACCAUGCAGUGCACUGUCCCCGAAGCGCAUCCCCGCCUUCGCAUCACAAGUAACAUCCGUUAUCAGUGAGCACCAGAAAGGUCUCGCCGGUGUCAUCUGGUGGCAUGCACAUGUGUCCAUCAACUUCAGGCGACUUUCGACGAGAACGUUGAGCAUCCGUGCAUAUGGCACCUCGGAUUUUCACCAGCGAAUGAAUCUUGCCAGCGAUAUAAGGCGCAUAGGCCUGUUCUCGGUGCUCUAGCCCACCAAAAGCUCUCCGUCCCUUGCGAUGUUGCGUCGUCUCGCGCUCCUGGCUGCUGUCCCUGCUGUCCUUGCCACCUCUCUUUCAGACAUCCAGGGCUCUGCUUGGCAAAGCACCUAUGCGGGCAAGAAGGUUACCGAUGUGGAGGGCACUGUCACUGCAAAGAGCGACAGUGGCUUCUGGAUCACGUCCGGCAACUCUAGCCUUCAAGUGUACACGACUUCCACAACCGACCUGGGCAAAGUCGAUGUCGGUGACUCUGUGACUCUCAGCGGCACCGUUAGCUCGUACAGGAGCAGCUCCCAACCCAACGACUUGUAUGUGACCGAGCUCGAUGACAUCUCCACUACUUCUUCGUCCUCCGGCGAUGCACCCUCCGCCAUCGUGCUCGGCAAGGACGUCUCUCCCCCUACUGGUCAGAUGUCUGCACUGGACAAAGGGUCGGACGGCUUCCUUUCCGUCCCCAACAACGCCUCUAGCGUUGAAGCCACGAACGCUGAUCUCCAGCCUGACGCCUAUGGGAUGGACUUCUGGCAGAGCAUCGUGAACUCAUACGUCACUGUCCCGUCCCCAGUCGCCGUCGACUUCAAUGACUACUAUGGCGACAUCUACGUUCGUGGCGACUGGAACGUCCUGGGGCUUAACAGCCGCGGCGGUCUGACAAUGGUUCCUGAUGCCAACGGCUUGCCCACUCCCCAUCCUGACGAGAUCCUGGUCUCCACGCCUCUCGAUAACACUACGCUCCCGAAUGUCACCAUGGGCACUACCCUUUCAGACAUUAGUGGUGUCCUGACUUAUCAGUACGGUUACUUCACCAUUCUACCUACGACUGCUCCCAAGGUCCUGUCUUCGCCGGACUCGACGGUACCCGCCUCCAACAUUACGUCCAGCAGUGACCAGUGCACAAUUACGUUGGGUGACUAUAACGUUGAGAACUUGGCGCCGAACUCAACACACAUGGGCAAGGUCGCCGACCACAUCGCCAACUACCUCAACUCGCCCGACAUCAUGUUCGUCCAGGAGAUCCAGGACGACAGUGGCCCCACGGACGAUGGCACCGUCAGCGCUAACCAAACGCUCGCGAACCUGGUUGCCGCUAUCAGCUCCGCGGGCUCGAGCGUGGGCUACGAGGCCAUUGAUGUCAACCCUCAGAACGAUAAGGAUGGCGGUGAGCCCGGCGGCAACAUCCGACAAGCUUACUUGUACAACAGCAAAAAGAUGACUCUUGUCCCUGGCUCGCCUGCUGGCGGUGCCACUGACUCAACUAAAGUGAUCAACGGUACUGAUGGCAAGCCCACUCUCAGCUAUAACCCAGGUCGCAUCGAGCCAUACAGCCAGGCCUGGAACGAUUCGCGCAAGCCCCUGGCAGCGGUCUGGGAGACUCCCUCAGGCGACCGCUUCUUCACGAUCAACCUUCAGCUCACCGCCAAGCUCGACAGUUCCUCUGUCUGGGGUGAUGCCCGCCCUCCUGUGAACGCCUACGUUGAUGAGCGGACAGCACAAGUCAAGGUCGUCGCCAGCUUCAUCCAAGACAUCCUGGAUGCCGACUCCAACGCGAACAUCAUCAUGGGCGGCGACUGCAACGAGUACCUCUACACCACCUCCGUCUUCGCGUCUCUCUCGGGCCUCGUGACCGAGAUCGACGCGCUCGCGAACAUCCCCGUCGAGGAGCGCUACACGUACGUGUACAAUGGCAUCACCGAGCAGCUCGACCACCUCUUUGUCUCCGACGCCGUCAAGGGACGCGGUGUCGAGGCUGAGCAUAUUCACGUGAAUAACUGGGCUGCUACGGAGGCGGACCGAGCGAGCGACCACGAUCCCACUGUUGCGCAGUUCAAGGUCUGCUAGACUAUGACUUGUAACGAGUAGGCUUUCUAAGCUUUGAUACGAUGUUUAACCGAUGAAAACAUGGCCUGGAAUAUCUUCGCCUGUUUGUG
Messenger RNA from Coniophora puteana RWD-64-598 SS2, 2199 nucleotides. Its product is annotated as DNase I-like protein. Lineage: Eukaryota; Fungi; Basidiomycota; Agaricomycetes; Boletales; Coniophoraceae. The transcript is spliced from 8 exons. Bases 290 to 2110 code for a protein of 606 amino acids. The record is from RefSeq and is a predicted model, not a curated record. Gene Ontology annotation, molecular function: catalytic activity.